Molecule: messenger RNA, 571 nt
Organism: Cimex lectularius (bed bug)
Lineage: Eukaryota; Metazoa; Arthropoda; Insecta; Hemiptera; Cimicidae
Gene: RpS15
Product: 40S ribosomal protein S15
Exons: 4
Coding region: 103-546 (147 amino acids)
Biological process (GO): translation; ribosomal small subunit assembly
Cellular component (GO): cytosolic small ribosomal subunit; ribosome
Molecular function (GO): structural constituent of ribosome; RNA binding
Source: RefSeq, a predicted model, not a curated record
CUUUAAUCACUCAGUCUCAGUUCAGUCGGCCAUUUCUCUCUAACCGGACGUUUUUCAACGUUUUGGUUUCUUUCACGUGUCUCUAUUUGAAAGGAUUUAACCAUGGCUGAACAAGAUGAAACUGUCAAGAAGAAGAGGUUGUUCAGGAAGUUUACUUUCCAGGGUGUUGAUUUGGACCAACUCCUUGACUUGCCAGGUGAACAACUUACCCAGUUGAUGCACUGCAGAGCUAGGAGGAGGUUCACCAGGGGACUUCGUCGCAAGCCUAUGGCACUUGUCAAGAAAUUGAGAAAGGCCAAAAAGGAAACUUUGCCCAAUGAGAAACCCGAGGUUGUUAAAACACACCUCAGAAACAUGAUUGUCAUGCCUGAGAUGGUUGGAAGCAUGAUCGGUGUUUACAACGGCAAGACCUUCGCCCAGGUUGAAGUCAAGCCUGAGAUGAUUGGCCAUUAUCUUGGCGAAUUCAGCAUUACUUACAAGCCUGUAAAACAUGGUAGACCAGGUAUUGGUGCUACCCACAGUUCUAGGUUCAUUCCUCUUAAAUAAAUAAAGAGUUUUUAUUUAAACGGGA